GGCCUCGGCACUGCCCACUCUUGAAUUCAAGUCGCAUCUUUAAGUGACAUUCUCUUUUUUUGUACUUCGUCUGUGUUGCUGUAACAAAGUUGCAUCUACAACUUUCAAUUUUUCAAGAGUCCCCUGCGCUUAUCUUUAACAGAUACAGCUCUAUGCAUACUCUUGGUCUGAUUUCACUGUUCGGUCAAGGCUGAGUAUUUCGCACAACUUUGGAAAGGGUUGGGUUGACAUCACUUUAUAACGCACCAUCCCAUUUAUAAGAGAAUUGGGUGGGGCACCCAGCAUAUAAAGACAAGAGGCAUAACAUAAAGGGGCAACUAUGAGCGACAAGUCAAGUCAACCAGAUGCACCUGAGAAGGUAGCAUAUUCUGCGCCCGAGGUAGAAGAUGCAUCAGACCCAGACGAAGACGAUCUAGAUGAUCUAGAUGAUAUGCUGGAAGAGUUCUCUCAUGUGAAAGUGGACACGUUAAAACCUCCAUCAGUACUUGGGCCUGGCAAGCCUACCAAGAUCACACCACCCUCCAUCCCAACUGCCACUUCAGCUUCAGCUCCGGCUCCGGCUCCGGCGCCCGAGGCUGCCGCCGCUGCAGCAUCAUCUUCAAGUGCAGACAACCUAUUUGACGGACUGGAUGAUCUCACCGAGGAGGAAUUCGAGAAGCAACUCCAAGCUGGUAUGGCAGAAUUAAUGAAUGGAUUGGGCAGUUCGCCAGAUAUGCAAGCCCAGUUUGAAAACAUAUUCAAAGGACUCGGUGAACCUGCUGCCGGGGGAAGUUCUGGAUCUAAGCCAGAACCAGCCCCCCAAACAGCUGACAAGGCAGCAACAGCAGCAGCAGAUUCAAGCCAGGACGCUUCAUUUCAAGAGACGAUCAAGCGGACUAUGGCUAGGAUGCAGGAAUCCGGCGCCCAAGCAACUGCUGCUGCCGCCGCCGAAGGGGGUGAGGAUGACUUCAUCGCCGAGAUGAUGAAGAUGAUGAAGGAUCUCCCUAGCGAAGGUGGUAGUGAGGAGGACCUCUCCAAGAUGCUGAUGGGGAUGAUGGAGCAGCUCACCAACAAGGAGAUACUCUACGAGCCUAUGAAAGAGUUGAACGACAAAUUCCCCGCGUGGAUGGAGAAGAACAAGGACACCCUACCACCAGAUGACUUGAAGCGCUACCAGGAGCAACAAGUCCUCGUCGCAGAAAUGGUGACGAAGUUCGAGGAGCCAGGUUAUACAGAUUCUAACGCGACGUACCGAGAGUAUAUUGUGGACAGGAUGCAGAAAAUGCAAGCUGCAGGAUCACCGCCCCACGACUUGGUUGGUGAUAUGCCUUCUGCUAAGGAAGUGCUCGACGCACCGGAUGAGUCGUGCGCGCCGCAGUAACGAACGAUGCAGAGAUGAAGCCCUGAAAAUGUAUUCCUACAACUGGAUCUUUUCGGGUCCAAAUACCAAAAGUGGUUUGUACAUAGAGGAUGAUGCGAUCUCAUCACACCCAGCAAUAGAAUCCUAAUCCUAAUAUACCCCGUAACGCCAAGCUAUGACCCUCCCUAAAAAAACCCCUGCCCAGGUAUGUGGUGGCGGUGGACUAAUUACAAACGUUGAAACGCACCUGAACGAUCUUACGACAUAUCCAUCUGUCCCGAUGAUACGAAGCCUUGACUACU
Molecule: messenger RNA, 1641 nt
Organism: Hypoxylon fragiforme
Lineage: Eukaryota; Fungi; Ascomycota; Sordariomycetes; Xylariales; Hypoxylaceae
Product: Pex19 protein
Exons: 3
Coding region: 320-1360 (346 amino acids)
Biological process (GO): protein import into peroxisome membrane
Cellular component (GO): peroxisome; peroxisomal membrane
Source: RefSeq, a predicted model, not a curated record